GGAAAGGCUUGCAAAAUUUGACAGUUGUACCAGGGUUGCACAACAGUUGAUAUGGUUGUUUGAACUACAUUUUUGAAAUUUCUAAAUUUCACUUUAUUAAUUGAUAUUAGAAAUAUUAAAAUACAUGGAAUGGGCAUAAAAAACAUCUUCAUUUACUGUCUGGAACAUUUUAGUACUGGAACUUGCUUCCAUACAUCGAAGUGUUUCAAUUAUUAAAAUAUGUAGUUCUUUUUCAACGUUUAGUGGUGGUUGUUGUUAGUGGAGCCAUUAGUAAUUUUGACAUAUUUCUGUUUACCGCGAAAAUAAGUAAACAAAUGUGUGAUUUCAAAAUCUAUAGAAAAUAUUAAAAAAUUGUUUAAAUUAUGAGUGGAUUUAAAGCACGAACAGACACUUCUGCCUUGGAUUCUGUCGAACCAAUGGAUGUAGAUGAAGAGUGUGAAGAUGUUGCUGAGGAGAAUGAAGAUAAAGAAUUUGAAAAACUGCUUUGGUCCAUUGAUGAUGACACACUCUUCCACCCGCUCGGCUUAACAAAUCAUGGCACCGAUGCUGGGAAAACAGUGUUUGUAACGUGGAAUGAAGAAUACCUGUUGAAUUUCGUGUUUAAACGUUCAAAGCGCUCUAAAAAAAUCAGUUUGACCAAAGUACGUUUGCCAAUGCCAAAUGGAGAAAUUGUUAACGAUAUGUUCAUACUUGAAAUGAACGCUUUGCUGCUUAUGCGAAGUGGCAAUGUGUACUAUUUCAGUUCAGUUAAAUCCAUGCAUGCAGUUGACUGGCUCAAUGAUGCCGGCGGUGGUGUACGAUGUAUGGCUUUGGCGCCACCAAUAGGAUUCAGUUGCAUACGCUACGUAGCGGCAGAGAAGGCGCUCAUGUUAGAGAUGUAUCAAGAUGUUCCGGACAUAGGACGCAAUGCACCUGCAUUAUUGCUGCGUUGUGACGUGACAUUUGAUGAUACCAAUCUUUUCAACUGUGCGUGGGAAGAUGAGCGUUAUACAUUAGUAACGCAACAAGUUACGGCGGAUAAUUUGAAUUUCCUCCAUUGUUUACUUAUGGCAGAAGUAGAGCUAGAAGUUGGACAAUGGCUGCACAUAUUUACGGUAUCCAGUAACGUAUUUGCAUUGAUUGCAGCCACAAAUGAACGCAACGCUGUUGAUAAUGACAAUAACACAAGUGGUGAUUAUCACAUACAACUGCUCUGUACGUACGCUACAAAUGUUGACUCUGUACAAUUAGACUGUGCUGAGCGACGCUGUCUGAUUUUUCUGCAAUGUGGUACCAUUGAUAUCUGGUAUUACUCGCAGUUGAUCUGUGGCUUACGACGCAUCCAACAUUACACUGGUUCCCAAUAUAGGCACCAAGUGUAUGCAGCCAGCACACGCUGUUUUUACUUUACAGACGAAGAACAGGUGGCUCAACUGCAUUUCAGUUAUGAUGAGCAAACGGAUAGUUGUCGUGUGCAAGAGCACUAUAAAGUCAUACCUGGCAUGGUGGCAUGCACUUGGGUAGAGACUCAGCGUCAGUUGAUUUGUCUAAGUUGCAAUAAUAUCUUUUAUAAAAUUUCAUUUGAAAGAACAGCCAGCGCCAGUAGAUCCGAUUUGUGCGCCAGUUUUUCGGAUGCAGUAACUACGGAAUAUGAGAAUUUCCAAAGACUCUACGAGUUGACACCAGCGCGAUUGAAGCGUCUGCUCGCACGUGCAGAAUUAGUCGACGAACUAACACAAAUGCCGUUGCAAAUGCAUGCGGCGGUCGAGCAAGAGUGUGUAAAGCAACAGCUGCUGGGUGUGGCCUCAAAUCGUCACCUAUAUCGGUAUCUGGCGAAAGCGAGACUAGUUUACAGUGUACAAUUGCCUACAGCAAUGCAGCAAGACGUGAUCGUAAUGUAUGCAAAUAAUAAUUACCAACUACAUCAUGACAGUUAUGUCGCGCUUAUAUAUAUGCAAAUCAGCAGGAACGACGUCUUGCAUGACGGUGACAGCCUUUGGCACCUAUACAUAGAUGUUGACUGUAGCGACAGCUAUAUGCUGCAUAUACCCAAUACGCUGCUUAAGCAGCAAUUAUGCAUUGUAAUACCCUUGAAACGCACUGAAAAUCAAUUGUUAGCCGAAAUCGUGUUAAAGCUUUACACGCUUGUAUGCUUGGAGAGCGAUUUUGUGGCAGUGUCAUUGCCCAUUGAUUUGGAAAUAAAUGCCGCUACUUAUGCUGAGCUCUUCACUAGCUACAAGCGUUGUGUGACAAUUUGUAAUAACUAUGAUAUACAAAAAUUAAUAGCCAAUUUCCUAAAUCAAAAGCAGAAGAAAGAAAUAAAAACGACGGAAGAGUUGUCCACUCCACAAGAAGCGCAUAUGUUGAAACAUACCCUGCAUCUACCCGCCACUUGUCCCUUCAGCGCUGUUGCCAAGUGCCUGCAUGUGCAAAAGAGGGAAGCACAAAGCUUUGAGUGCUAUUUUAUGUCAACAGCCAUCAAAAUUACGCACAUGCCCGAAGGGAAUUAUAUUAUUUUGGAAAGUGCGGAUGCGGUAGCUUUAUGUUAUCUAAAACUACAUUUGCUAAAUAGCAUGCCAGAGUUAUUAGAAAAGUGCAAUGAAGCGGCGGCUAAAGACAGACAACAAACGCUGAACCAACUACAAUGCGAUUUAACACGCUGCACAAACGCACUGCUGCAAGCGCCCUCAUUGGAUGAGAGCACUGCAAGUCAGGAUAGCGACACCGUUUCACAUGCCAUGCAGCUGCAGCAGCUGAAAAAUAUUUAUUCCAAAUUACGUCAAGAUUUUCACAAGUUGUACAGCUGAUAGUGAGUGGAGUGUGGUAAUUCAUUAGGUGUUCUAUUGAAAGCUAGGUUAGGUUAGUAGGAAGUUGUCACUUGGGCAGUUUUGAGACUCCUAAUGGAUCAAAAAGACCCUAUUGAUAGCUAAUUUCAACUUUAAAUAAAUCCGUGUACUUUAAUAAGAUUAUUAUAAUUAUGUGAGCUGUAAGCUAAUGCGAAAUUUUUUAUUCUAUAGUUAUUAUGCGUAAAAUAUAUUUAUUUUUUAAGUAUAAGCAUGUUUAAAAUAAAUAUAAUUGUUUACUGAGAAACAAACGGAAAAUUAUUUUCUUUA
Molecule: messenger RNA, 3092 nt
Organism: Zeugodacus cucurbitae (melon fly)
Lineage: Eukaryota; Metazoa; Arthropoda; Insecta; Diptera; Tephritidae
Exons: 3
Coding region: 363-2786 (807 amino acids)
Source: RefSeq, a predicted model, not a curated record